GCGGGAGAUGGGUCUGGAAAUUCUUCAAGGGGCCAGAACACACUGAUCUCACUAUACUACCUACCAAACAAAACAUAGCCUGGCCUCCCGGCGUAGCGCCGGAUCAAAAUUGCAACACCCAAAUAUGCUGUAAUGAAGGUUCCACCCAUCCUCCCUCCAAAUCCCUUGUAGGCUAUACACCACAUCCUGAAGAACUACAAAACAGCACCGCGUGGUACCAGUUGAAAAACUUCCCACACACUAAUGUUGGUGCUAUGUAUAUACUCUAUCAGAUAAAGAAUUAUGGAAAAGAUCCGAAAAAGUGCUACCGCACAAAGGACCUUGAACCAGCUGCAUACCGGUGCAUGCACAUGGCACCCCAUAACCUCACACAUAUAUUCUAUAAUGACAUAACGUAUAACCUGUCUCUUCCCCUCACAGAUGAAAGCCGACCAAAAACUUUUGUGUGGACCGCACGAAAAGAAGGAGUGUACUGUGUAGGCAGCUGCCUACACAGUAACAAUUCGUACACCACACCUUUUAAUUGCACAUGGGAAUCAAAAAAUUGUUUCAAUUUGACUACAUGUGGUUAUAAACGACCAACUCAAUGUCCCACACUUCAUCCAACACCCACACAUGGACUGAUUAAGGGUAGCAUGAACAAAACCUUGUUGCACAAUGUCAAUUUAGUAAUGGCACAUAUCUCAUACAACAUUUCAAACAUACUGACUGCAUACACUACACAUUGUGACACGGGAGGGGACACACACACAUGGCUACAGUCACGCAUCGAUGAUCUAGUUGCUGAUUACCAAACCAGACUGGGUGCUCAAGUAAAUUCAAUGCGUAAGAAAAGAGAUUUACUCUCACAAAUAUCUGGCCUUUUCGGCUCAGCUAAUUCGGUAGUGAAUACGUAUAGAAUCAAUGGACAGUCCCAGUACACAAGUUGGCUGGCAAGCCAGGUGGCCACCGGUUUCCAGCACCUCACUAACUCCAAUGAACGAAUCAUUAAGGCUGUACGGUCCGAAGCGCAGGCGCUACUGACCACUAGUCUUGCAUUGUUUAACCAAACACACACUAUCGAGCGUGACGUAGCCUGCAGGGCAUUUGCACAAGAUUUGUUUACAGCUGCCCGUCAAGAGAUUUUAGACUUGCGCCUGCACAAAGUGCCUAAGCAUGCGCUACAAGAUCUUAUAGAGAUCUUGGAUUUACAUAGGUGGUUUGAAUCUGACAAAAUGAAAGAUGUACAGUAUUCUGAAUUAUUGACCACUUUGAUGAUGUAUACGGGCAAAGAAUGCCCCGGUUGUAUUGGAUUCUUUGCCACCUUCCCUCUCAUACAUCCUGAUCAAGUUUUCCCAAAUUCCACUACCAUACAUUCUAUUGGGGUGGUGGCAAACAAUCAGGUGUUAACGUGGGACCACCUUGCAGGGUAUAUGACCGUUGGUAAAACCGAGACACUGUUCACCACCCGAAAUUGCUGCCAUGAGACCACCAAAUAUAUCAUUUGUACUUGUAAUACUUUGCAACCAUUUGCUUUCAAUGAUUCCAAGUUGAUAAAUGUUAGGUCUCUUCAUGGAUAUUCGGAUGCCGUUCAAGUGUCCAGCACACAGUGGUGUGUUAUCAGCGAGAUUAACUCUUUCUCCUAUGGCGGGCUGACAUGCCCCGCCAACCACAGCUUCUGUCUGGAAGUGACAGAGGACUUUUCGAUGGGGGCGCUCAGCAUCCUUGGGAGAACCCCCCUGGACUCUGACCUCUCUCCUUGGUGGGAGGACAACUUCUAUGAGGAGGGAACUCAGGCGCUGGCAGACACCAUGACCCUGGUACAACAGCUCAUCCAGCAGGUGGAUUACCACCUUAACCAGGCCCAGGUACAAGCGAACCUGGCCGAGAAGACUGCAGAGCUCCUCACCAGUUCCACCACUCACGCCGCGGAGGCGGCGUACACCUGGUGGGAUUGGAUCUUCAGGGGUUGUGUACUUGCCAGUGCCAUCAUCCUCCUCCUCACGCUGAUACAGUGCUGCUACUUCAGACACCUCAUCCGGUCCUUGAAAAAGGACUCAGAGGCAGCACUGUUGGUCAGCAAACUCCUCACACCUGUUACACGUCAGUGACAAGCCGGUGGGGGGCAUCUUUCACCGAUCACGAUGGACACUGACUGUUACCUCCGUGUACCGAGGGCCGUCUGUAAUCCCCCCCACUGUCUUGACCGUUCUCUGACCACUGACAUCAUAGUCAUCCUCAUCUUCAUCCUCAUAAUCAUUACCUACGAGUUCCUGAGGAAUCUCACAUUUCGUUGCUUUUCUACCAUUCAUGUGUUUGUUUACUGUUUUUGCUAUCUUUAAAUUACAAAGACAAACUUUGCCUAUCUGGCGUUUGAAUCACAAGGCCGCUCAGCGGGACAAUGCCCUCUGUGCGAAGACGCCAGCUGUUCAAACUCGCCCCCUCCGGGGUGGGAAACUCGACCCUCUCAGGUGAGGGAGGCAUCCAGUGGUUGCGCGUGCACAGGAAUACCACGUGCCCAGGAGAGACGUGGGCCAGAUGUAUUAAUAUGUGUGGUUUAAAUGCGUAAUAUGAUGUAUUGAGAAUUCCAUGAUGUGUUUGGUAUCAAUCUGAUGGUCGUGAUGCGAGUGGUGGCAAGGUCUUGGUUUUGAAACGGUCUUUAGGCAAAUUAUUAAAGAUUUAGAAUCAUAGGGGUUCAAUGGGAAGUCGGGCAAAGGCCGACCCCUCGAAAUUACAAUAACCCUGCCCAACGAAAUAUUCGUAGCUCAUUGGUUACCUGACCAAGGUGUCCCACGUGACAAAUAUGCAUUUAAGAUGGAAGUAACAUAUUACGAGAGGUAACUGUAUUCAGGACCUCCUCAGAUAUCUCGUCUGUGUAGCCCAUUCUUCCUUGUUCAGGUAUGCAUUGAUUUCUUUCAACAUUGUAUUCUGUCGUAGUCGUAUUGUUGACAAAGUAGAUCUUGUCUUAUAAUAAACUUUCAUAAAAAUAUGGGGAAGAAUUCCGUUUGGUCUAUUCAUAUGUUUAUUGAUCUGGUUAAGUAGGCAGUAAGGUUUAUUCGCUGUGGAUGGAGCGAGGCACACAUACUUUGGACUAAGAUCCGACGUCAAUGGUGUUUACCUAGGUUGAGAUAUGUUAUGAGAACCGAGACAAGUGCGGGGUGACUUUAUCUUCCGUUUGCCGUGUACCCAUAACCUGUUAACCUGAGGCAGUCGAUCGGGUGCGGGAUGUGGAGACACCUCUCUCGGCAGAUACGGUACCUUCUCGGCAUCAUAAACCCCUGCCUCAUCUCUUAACGACUUACAUGCAGUUAGGACCCCCAAAUAAACAAUAGUCGCGCGCUGGGAGGUACCGAUGUAAUAAAUUGCUUAACUAGCUGAACCCAGACAUAACAGAGAUUGGUAGACUAAUCAAUUUUAACAAUAAUGUAGUAAUUAAGUACAAAUACAUAAUUACAUAGGAACUAGAGAGAUCCUACGGCUGGGACUCUAAUAAUUGCGGUAUUGGAUAAUAGGUUAAUGAAAUCUUUUCUACAGUCCAGAGCGGAAGCGGUCCCAGGGCCUUGAAUUCCGUCGUUGGGUUUUUGGCCUUAUUACAGUUGGUGACCCCGACGUGAUCCCUGGAGAAGCAGAAUCUAUCCUGGAGUCAGAUAGCAUGAGGUUUGGAGAACUGCUUCUUUUCUACGCCUGGAUUUGGUAAGAACAAGCUCUUUCAUUAUUCACAACACAAAACAGGGACAAACUAGCACACUACAUAUAUUCAUCCUUUUUUGUUUUCGAGUCGACAUACUCGCGACAGAUCAGCAACGUAGAACGCUGAUUGGGUGGAGAAACUAGUGUUGGGAAACAUGUCACCUCAGGGACACGACAGAGUAGAUGAACAAUUAAUGGCUUCUGCCACUGAUCAUUUGAAAGAUAUC
This is a messenger RNA of Engraulis encrasicolus (European anchovy), 3896 nucleotides long. RefSeq lists its product as uncharacterized. The transcript has a single exon. The record is from RefSeq and is a predicted model, not a curated record. NCBI's taxonomy places the organism in Eukaryota, Metazoa, Chordata, Actinopteri, Clupeiformes, Engraulidae. The coding region runs from base 255 to 2090 and encodes 611 amino acids.